Nomascus leucogenys (northern white-cheeked gibbon) is the source of this 1533-nucleotide messenger RNA. It is a transcript of the gene CPHXL, whose product is annotated as cytoplasmic polyadenylated homeobox like. Lineage: Eukaryota; Metazoa; Chordata; Mammalia; Primates; Hylobatidae. The record is from RefSeq and is a predicted model, not a curated record. Gene Ontology annotation, biological process: regulation of transcription by RNA polymerase II. Gene Ontology annotation, molecular function: RNA polymerase II cis-regulatory region sequence-specific DNA binding; DNA-binding transcription factor activity, RNA polymerase II-specific. Gene Ontology annotation, cellular component: nucleus.
AAAUCACCUAGUACUACGAUCUGUACUUCCACUUAAUCUAAUUACUUCAAGUUUCUUUAUACAGGUGUUAAAUAUUUAAUGAGGGGAUUAAAUUGAAAGCUACUUAAGAAAGGGGCGGGUCAUCUUGACCCUAUAUAAAGUCUGUGUCUUUGGGAGCUGCUCAGUUACUUGCUGAUCUCAGUUGCCUGCUGAUCUCGGUGAAGUCCAGGUGUUCUGCCCAUGAUGAAUUUGGACGGCACUGCAGGUGGUUUCCCAGCUGAACAGGAUCAUCAUAAUGAAGAAAGACAAAGAAAGAAAGAAAGAAAAACAAAACACCGACAUAAAUUUUCUGAAGAAUUAUUGCAGGAACUUAAGGAAAUAUUUGGAGAGAAUGGUUAUCCCGAUUUCACCACUAGGAAAACACUGGCCAAAAAAUUUGAUUGUCCAGUUAAUGUAAUAAACAAUUGGUUCCAGAAUAAAAGAGCCAGACUUCCACCUGCAGAAAGACACAGAAUAUUUGUUCUUCAGAAAAAGCAUGAUUUUCCAGUCCAAGCCCAUCCAUUUUUAAGCUGCCAGGAGACCCAGGCUGCAGCUCACAACUAUGCCACCAAGCAGAGCCUCUCUGGUGCCCAGAGGGCUCUGAUGAGAAGAGCUGGUUGCUCCCCUCUGGAGAAACAGAGGAUUCCCAGUCAACAGAUGGGCUACAAUUGCUUCUCUUUGGAGAACCAAGAGACUCCCAGUCAACAGGUGGGCUCCAUGUACUCUUCUCUGGAGAAACCAGGGAUUCCCAGUCAACAGAGGGGCUCCAUGUGCUCUUCUCUGGAGAAACCAGGGAUUCCCAGUCAACAGGUGGCCUCCCAGAGCUCCUAUCUGGUCACAGGCACUGUAAAGCAUCCAGGUUGUGCUAUGGAGUAUGGAGGUCACACAGGAAGUGACCAUUCUGGAAGUGGGUAUUCUACCGCCUACCAUUUUCUCAGCUACAACUCUGCAGAAUGCCUUCAUCCUCCCCCAUCUUCUAUGCCAUAUUUUCACGGAGAAAGGACUGAAACCAGGCAAAGCCAGCACGCAAGUCCCUUCCUUUUGGAUUACGCUCAAGAUGCAUAUGGGGUGAAGAAAGACCAUUGUCAUUGCUCAUUCUGUCUCUCACUGCUGCAAGAACAGCAGCAGAAUGAUUGGCAGUAUCACCUGCAGCAGCACCAACAGCCUCAGAAUUACUUAGAGGGGAUGAUGUUCCAGGAACAGCUCCCGAUGGACUUGGAUCCUUGGGAUCUAGGGAAGCAGUGGCCCUCAGUUCAGUCACAGCUGCAGAGUCAACUGCCUCAGAAUAAUGGAAAGCCCUUGUGCUCUCAACUGCAGCACAUGUGUCUCCAAAUGGCUGCCGACUCACCCCUGCUGCCUCUGGGGCAAGAUAUGCAGGAAAGGGCUUCAGAGCAACCCAGGACCCAAAUGCAGCAACUUUAAGUUGAGGAGUGGACAAGGGUCUGCAGCAGGGAACCAAGGAUACAGCUCUGCAAAGUAGUGCCAAGUGUCAGAGAACCACAGUCGCGGGUCAGG